CAUGCAGGCUGAAUGCAGUACCACUGAUAAACCCUCUAUCUCCACUUCCCCAAACUUCUACAUCUGACUCAUCUUUCUUUCCAUCAGUCAUUUUUCUCUUUCUGACAGGCGGACAACGCGAGUCAAUUCCACCGACAGAGAUGAAGUCUUUGCUGACACUGUCAGUGUUUUUGGUGCUCAUAAAGGAAGACAAUGGAGAGAAACCAGAAGUGUCUCGCCUGCCGAGAUUCCCACAGGUGUAUGUUGGAGACGACGUCACUUUCAUCUGUAAAGGAGGAAGCAACCCAACAAAAUGGAUUAUUAACGGAAUAGAACAACCCCAUCAGAAUCAUGUAAUGCUUCUUACCACAGUGACACCACACAACAAUGGGCAAUAUGAAUGUGAGCAGAACGGAGAGAAGAGUGUUCCGGUCCCCCUCACUGUACUGGUGCUGGAGGCUCUUGCUCAGCUCUCCCCAUCUGUAGGAGGUGCUGUGAUAACUAAAGGAGAAGGAAGAAACCUGGUGCUGCAGGUGGACGAUGCUGAAGAACUCCACAACUGGAAGUGUUUUGCGUUGCGUGGCGAGAGUGGAGUCAAAUUUAAUAGAAUUGAUGUUAAUAAGAAGUUGAAGAGGGCUGUUAUCUUUGCAGAACUCAAAGAAGCAGAAAGAGCCACUUUCUGGUGCCUGAAUAAAAACAAAACACAUCGAAGCAAUGCUGUGACACUGAAGAUGACAGAUAAACUGGUGAUGUUGGAGCCUCCAGCUGCUCCAGCGCUGCUGGGUGAUUCUGUGGCUCUCAGGUGUGUGGCCUGGGGUGCAGAGAAAGUGGAAAAGGCAACUUUCUAUAAGAAUCAAAUAGAAAUCCCAGACAUCACUGCAGAUACAUAUAAUAUCACUGCCACACCAGAAGCUUCCGGCACAUACCACUGCCACGCCACCUACAGGUACAGCCACAUCAGUGCAACCGCUGCAGAGAAGGAGGGAGAUUCUGAUGCCCAGGAGAUCAAAGUUAUAGAUGGACCUCCUGCUGCAAGUAUUACAGUAUCUGGGCACUACCUAGAGUGUUCAUGUCCUAAAUGUCCCGAUAACUGCACGUCCUGCUACUGGUAUUACACACCAUUUAAUGACAAGUACAACCGCACAAGACUGCCUGAAGACAAUCCUACUAUUUAUCUUAAGGAAGCAGGAAAUUACUCCUGCAGGAUGAACUGUGGAAAAGGUUUCUCCCGUUUCAGCCAACAUUACAGACACAAAGCACAAUCUGGGUCAGGAAAUGUGUUGCCCAUCAUCCUCGGGUUACUUCUGUUGGUCAUUGGGUUGUUGAUCGUGGCGCUGGUUGCGAAGAAGCAGAGAAAAAAGAGGGAAAGCAACAUUCAAGAGGCCAAUAAAGACAAAACAACAGGUGGAGACUAUGAGCAACUCCAUCUUAAAGAUACUGCGGUUUAUCACACUCUGGGUGAGAGCACGGGCAAGGACAAGGCUGAGGGGGAAUAUGAGCCCCUGAAAAAGACAAAGGAAGAGACAGUGUACCACACACUGGGAUCUGGAGAAGGUCAAAGUCAGGGUGAAGGUGGGUAUCAGGGUCUCGAGAGCGUCAAAGCCGAGGUCUACCAGACACUGAGUUCUGAAGGUCAAAGUCAGGGUGAAGGAGGGUAUCAGGGUCUUGAGAGCGUCAAAGCCGAGGUUUACCAGACACUGAGUUCAGAUGCCUCCAAAAACCCAGAAGGAGAAGCAGGGAAAGCAUUUGAACAUCUCUCUCAGAAAGCCGGAGAGGCCUUGACAGAGGAGGAAAAUCCAUAUGAAGAACUGAAGGCUGAGAAACAGAAAAAGGAGCCUAGCAAAGAGACAGAAUGAGGAAACCAGGAAGAAAAAGGGCCACAUUAAAGGGCUAGAUCACAAAAAAAAAGACAAUUCUGUCAUCAUUUACUCACCUUUUACUUGUUUCAAACAUGUUUGAGUUUCUUCUGUCAAACACAAAUAAAGCUAUUUUCAAGAAAGCUGGAAAGCUUGUUUUUCCUAAUAUGGAAGUCAAUGGUUACAGGUUUUCAGCUUUCUUCAUAAUAUCUUCUGUGU
Messenger RNA from Danio rerio (zebrafish), 2054 nucleotides. The record is from RefSeq and is a predicted model, not a curated record. NCBI's taxonomy places the organism in Eukaryota, Metazoa, Chordata, Actinopteri, Cypriniformes, Danionidae.